UCUAAAUCAUUUCAAUAAAAUUUUAAGCAUCUAUUUAAAAUUAAUUUCAAUCUUAUUUGUCAAUAAUAACACUAACGUCAACAAUAAAAACUUAUUAUUUAAUAACAGUUUAAUAUCCCCCUUAUUGAUUUUAAACUCCUACUCAUUCAAAUUAAAUUUGAAUAACUCAAAUUUAAUUUUAAAUUUGUUAUCAAUUUUUGUCUUUAAAUGUUUAUCGACAAACAACUAUAAUUUCAAUUCUUUGUUAAUCCUAUUCAAUUCAAAUACUAACAUUAAAUUCGAUAUCUUUACAAAAUUAUGGAAUAAAUCAUUAAACUCAAAUAGUUCUCAAAACAAUCUGAAUUUGAAUAUAAACUAUUAUCCUGGAAUUUUAACAAUUACAAAAAGGUUCACUAAUAUGCUAUCUAUUUUGAUUCCAACUGAUAAAGUUAAUAAAACCAAUACUGAUGAUAACAGUACUGAUGAUAACAAUAAUGGCAAUAACCAAAUUUUAAACCAAUUAUUAACUAAUCUAUUUCCAUAUUCUCUAAAGUCUAUACUAUUCAAUUCUUUAUCUCUUAUUCCCUUCCUAACAAAUUUAAAUUCAUUUCUUGAAUAUUUUAUUUCAAAUCAUAAUAAUACUAAACUUAAAUUCAAAAAAGACAAAAUCGGUAAAUUUUCACACAAAAUAGAAAACCUAAACUUGAAUUUCAAUACUACCAAUAACUCCACUGAUAAAAAACCAAAAAAGAACGGCAAUAAUGAAUUUAGUAAUCAAAAUUUGUUUAAUAACGAUCAAAUCGCUGAUGAAACAAAUCCAAAGAAAACCAAUGUAUUAAAUUCUCAACUUUUAGAUUAUUUGAUUGAAUUAAUCAAUAUAUUUGAUAAAACCCAAAUCAACAAUGAAUUUAUAACAAUAUUUUCAAUUAAUGCUUUAAAUUCAAACUCAAAUUCAAGCUUGCUUUCUAUUUUGGAAAAUUUGUUAACUAUUUUAUCCUUUUUUGAAAAUAAAUCCUUGUUGAAUGUUUCUAAUUCUUCUUUGAAUAUUCUAAUAUUGAGAUCUCUACAUUAUUCAAUCGAAUCAAUCUCUAUAAAUUUAAUUCAAAAUUCAGAAUUGCUUAAAAAUUCAAAUUCCAAAAUCAAACCUUUAAUCUCAAAUUAUUUGGAUAAGUAUCAUUCAUUUGAAAGCGGAAAUUCAGUUUAUACUAAUUUACUUCAAUCAAAAAUAUUGCAAUUUAAAGUACUAUUUGAAGUUAUUGAUCAAAAUUAUACUUUAAAUUUUAAAUCAAUGUUUGCCAAUAAUAAUUUUGUUAACAACGAUUAUGAAAUCAAUCUAAUUAAUUUGCUAAAUAUUUCACUCAUUAAAAUCAAUGAUUUCCUAACCCCAUCUUUCGAUGGCUAUAAGAUUGGAAAUAAUGAUGAAGGUAAAGAUGAAAAUAAAUUGGAGGAUUUUGAAGAUCCCUUUAUAAAAUUGCAUUUGAUUUUUAGUCAAUUUGGAUCAACAUUAUCUUUAAUCUCAAUAUUUGUUUACAUAAUUUACAUUUUAGCAAGAGAAGUUUUAAAUGAUUUAAAUUAUUUAAGGAAAUUGCCUUCUUUUUUUCAAGAAAAUAUCAUGGACUUAUCAAUUAUUCCUCCUGUCUCGCGUCUAAAUUUUAUUUAUCCAAAAAAGAGCUUGAACAAUUCAAUUCUUAAUGAUUAUGAAAAUACGGAUGAUCUAUUUGACAACGAUGAAAUCGUAAAACUUCAAACUUACAAAAAGAUUUAUGACUGUUUAGAAUUAAGUUUGUUGAUUUUGUAUAAAUUAUUAGGCAAUCUAACUGAAAAGAAAAAUUGGGUUAAUUUCAAUGGCAUCUACAACAGAAAAUGUUUUAAUACCUCAGUAGAAAUUCAAAGUAAACUCACUACUUUAAAAAGCUCUGUUGGCUCUUUGCCCAAAGAUACGAACUUUCUGAAUCAUCCAAUUGCCUUUGGAGAGGUUAUUGGAGCUCUGCCUGGUAGCAACGCAUUGGGUCUGGAGAAUUCUGCAGAGAAUAUUGAAAUUUUAAAUAGCUUAUUUUAUAAGUCAUUUGAUGAAUUUCUUAAACUCAAUUUUACUAGCUGCUUUACAGUUUUAAUGAUUUCAGAUGAAUGCAAUUUGAAAUCAAUCAACUAUGAUAACCUUUGUUCUAUUUUUGAAAAAACACUAUUUCAGGAUAUAUCUCCUCCCGAAUCUGCCUCGAGCUCAAUUAAUGUUAAUAGCAAUCCAAAUCAAUCGGUUGUUGCUACUGCUACUGCUAACAAUGGUGUUAUUAAUGUCAAUCAAAGUAAAUUUAAUUCUAUUUUUUUUGAUUUAAGCUCUUUCAAUUUUAUCUAUAAUAAUCUUGUUUUCAAAAUCAUUGAGAAACUUAUUCAAAUUGAUAAUAACGAUAUCAAAUUUAGCAAGGACAAUGCUAGUUUUGAUUUGCAAAAUGAUAAUAAUUUUAACUUAUUUUCAUUAAUUAAGUUUAUCUUAAAUAUUUCUAUGAUGGACUUAUCUUUUGUUAAGAUUUCAAUUAUAUUGUUGAAUCAUUUGAUAUUUCAUAAUAUUCCCAAUCAAAAAGAGGUUGAUGAGGAUAUAAAAAACUGUGAUAUGCGUAAUAAAUCAUCAAAUGAAGACUUGAGUGAGUUUCGACAUGCAAUUUUGGCAGACGAUUCCAUAAGUGAUAUGUUAUGGAAAUUUGUUUCUUCGUGGGACACUAAAAACCUUUCAAUUUUUGAAAAAUUGAGAGAGUUCUUGUCAUCAAAAUAUAAAGACUUGAAAAUUCAACAAAAGGCUGAGAUUGAAAAAUUUGAAAGUCAAAACGGUAAUCAACCAUAUCGUAUAACAUUAGAACAGCUUCAAAAGUAUAUUAACAUAAGUGAUUUGUUUGCUCGCAGCGAUAGAAAAACAAGUUUUAACGAUACCAUGGAGUUUAGUGGAAUUGGAAACACCCCUAAUGAGAUCAAUUCCAACUUUCAUUCAAACUCCACUUCUUGGGGAGGUGUUAGUAAUUCUAGUGGUGAUGUCAUUCAAUUAAAGGCACAACUAAUUAACGAAGGGUUAUUAGGUCAAAACCAAAAUCAAAAUCAAAACAAUUAUAAUUACCAAAAUUCUGGUUCAAGUUUUGAUGAUGAAAAGGGAAAGGAUUUACAUGACGCUAACCAUACUGAUAAUCAAAAUCAAUUCAACUAUAGUUUCACCAGUAACAAUAAUAGUCAGAAUGAUAGUCCAAACAGCAUGAAUUUUUCGAACAUGUCAUUUUCAUCGGUGAAUAAUUCACUAUUUGCACCAUACAACGGUAAUAUUAUGGAUAAAAAUAUGAAAAUCAAUAACAUUUUAGGCGGGAGCAAUAUCAAUAGUAUUGAUAAUAUUAACAAGAGCUAUAAACAGGAUAAGAAAUCGAAUAAUGACUACGGGAAAAAUAAAAAGAAUAACAAUUUUUUUAAUUCUGGUGGAAUGAAAAAUUCCAACGGGAUGAAUUUUCAGUCUCGCUACUCAAACAAUAAUACAAGUUCUACUAAUUUAAACAAUAGCAAUAGGGCUAAAAGCAUUCAUGUUGAUCAAUUCGGAAAAUGAUCAGAUUUUUAUUUUUUUAAAGUGAUGAUGUUACAUAUUUUUUAUUAAUAUUUUUAUGAAAUUUUAUAUUACUUUAUAUCAUUUUAUAUCAUUUUAUAUUAUCUUGCAUUCAACAUUACAUAUUCCCAAAAGUUGGGUUUUGCUUUUAUUACUUUUUGCACUAUUUUUUUU
Messenger RNA from Ascoidea rubescens DSM 1968, 3724 nucleotides. RefSeq lists its product as uncharacterized. The record is from RefSeq and is a predicted model, not a curated record. The transcript has a single exon. NCBI's taxonomy places the organism in Eukaryota, Fungi, Ascomycota, Saccharomycetes, Ascoideales, Ascoideaceae. The coding region runs from base 398 to 3553 and encodes 1051 amino acids.